Molecule: messenger RNA, 2301 nt
Organism: Zychaea mexicana
Lineage: Eukaryota; Fungi; Mucoromycota; Mucoromycetes; Mucorales; Lichtheimiaceae
Exons: 9
Coding region: 1-2301 (766 amino acids)
Biological process (GO): transmembrane transport; monoatomic anion transport
Cellular component (GO): plasma membrane
Molecular function (GO): calcium ion binding; mechanosensitive monoatomic ion channel activity
Source: RefSeq, a predicted model, not a curated record
AUGCACAAAGGCAACGAGGAUGAUGAUUAUGAUGAUGUCCGGCUUGCAGAUGAUUCGGAGCUACGACAAAAAAGUCCUUUCUUCCACCAUCGUCAUCGUCUGCAGGAAGACGAUCCAUUACAAAGUUCCGAGAAGCAGCAACUGGAAAAUAACUACCACCACCUUGACGACAUUGACAACAACCAUCAUGAUUCCCAUCCCCAUAGCCACAAAAACUAUGACAACAAUAACCACGACAACAACGACGACAAAAAUGAUAGUAACCAUGGAAACAACGACGAUGACGACGACGAGUUUGACUGGAACGACGAUCCAGACCAGCCACGGCCAAAGCGUCGCAAAACCACCAAACAGAGAAUCCAGGAUGCAAUGCGCCGACCAUGCUGCUGGAGCUACCUUUCUCCUUUUGCAAAACGGUUCAUCUUGGCGCUGGUUGGUUCGUGCGUCUUCAUCACUCCCGCCGUGUGUGUGAACCAGCUGCUCCCCGUGCCUACAGACGACGAAAGGGCCGAUCCGGAUUUCAAAAACGUGCGUAGCAACCUGCAGCUCUGGCUCUACUGGGCUGCUUCUCUUCAUUGCGCCGCCUGGAUCUGUGCUGUCAUUGUCGAGUCCGUCCCUGCCGUUGUGUCCUUGUGGACCAAAGUGUUUAAAGGAAGACGUUCGGAGAAAGUAAAAUCGUCCAUGGAGUAUUACAUGAGCUUAAAACGAUAUUUGAUGAUUCUUAUCUUGGCCUCAUGGAACUGGGGCUCUUGGGCAUUCUUACUGGAUUAUCCGUAUAACUCUGUCAAAGACCAAAGCUACUCGGCCGUCAUUACCAAAGUGUUUGCCUGCAUUUUUGUCGCUAGCUGCUGGCUGUUUGCUCAGAAGGUCGUUGUACAGGUUAUCGCAACCCGAUUUCAUCGCGAAGCAUUCAGCGACCGACUUCGAGAGAAUAAGCAUGCCCUUAAAAUACUUGAUACCUUGAGCAAAUCCGAAGCCCGCAAAUCGAGGCCCGAAGCCAAUGGUCGUUUACGAAGCCGUCGUCCCAACAGCGGUUCAUCGGAAAAAAGCAGCGACAGUGCUGCCGACCAUACCACUACUGCCGCUUCUGAUGUACAAACGACACAACACUGGUGCGGAGAUUCUUGGGCAGUUCAGAACAUUGUCCUGACCGACCAACCUCAAGUGCGGAGCCGGAUCGACCGCAACAAGGUGGACAUCAACUCAAACGAGUAUGCAAAAAAAGUGGCCAAGAAGCUUUUUUAUUCGCUCGCUUUCCCCCAUGCUAGCUUCGUAGCUCCUUUGACGAACGAAGAAGAGUCCAAGACGUCGCUGGACAUGCAUCACUUUGAGCCGUAUUUUCACAACCGGGAGGAGGCAGAAAAGGCCUUUGCUGUGUUUGACAGAGAUGGCAAUGGUAAUUUAACGCGGCGCGAGUUCCGUGACACUGUACUACGGAUCUACAAGGAGCGCAAGGCGCUGGCCCAGUCGAUGCGGGAUACCAGCCAGGCCUUGGGCAAAAUCGAUACCAUGCUACUGAUUAUCAGUGUCGCUUCCACCGUCUUUAUAUCCCUUGCCAUUUUUAAUGUUGAUCUUUGGCAAGCCCUGGUACCCCUCGGCUCGUUCUUGCUGGCACUGACGUUCAUCUUUGGCAAUUCGUGCAAAAAUACCUUUGAAAGUGUCAUGUUCCUUUUUGUAACGCAUCCCUAUGAUGCAGGUGACUACCUCCUUAUUGAUGACCAGUUCUUGCUUGUCCAUGAGCUUGGCUUGAUGGGAACCGUGUUUAUUCGAGGCGAUGGUCAGCAAGUCUAUGCACCUACCACAGUGCUAAUGACCAAACUCAUUGUCAACGUGCGCCGCUCUGGCGAUAUGGGCGAAUCGAUCGUGAUCAACAUCGAUUUCCGAACCCCUACGGACCGGUUGAUGCUGUUGAGCAAACGCCUUACCGAUUGGGUGAAUGGCGAAUCGCGCGACUAUGCGCCAGGGUUUGAUAUGCGUGUCACUGAUAUCAUCGAUGUCAACCAAAUCAUUUUGACUAUGUGGCUGCCACACAAAGGCAAUUGGCAGGAUCUCGGUAAAAGAUUUCAGCGACGAACGAAGUUCUUGAUCGCAGUCAAGGAUAUCUUGACGGAGCUCGGUAUCCGAUACGAGUUGCCUGCUCAGCGCUUCACCCAAUCUGCUGUUGAGCAACCGUUCCUUGGCAGUAGCACUACUAAUAACCAGCAGGCUGGCAAUAGUAAUGGGAGCAGCAGUAUUAUGUCUGUGACACCACAGUCUUUUGCACAAGGAUCACAAGCAGUUUCUGCAACAACUGGACGAUAA